Alligator sinensis (Chinese alligator) is the source of this 1424-nucleotide messenger RNA. It is a transcript of the gene UST, whose product is annotated as uronyl 2-sulfotransferase. Gene Ontology annotation, molecular function: sulfotransferase activity. The record is from RefSeq and is a predicted model, not a curated record. The coding region runs from base 323 to 1105 and encodes 260 amino acids. Gene Ontology annotation, cellular component: membrane. Lineage: Eukaryota; Metazoa; Chordata; Crocodylia; Alligatoridae. The transcript has 10 exons.
UUCUGCCUCGGCUCCCUCUGCUACCAGCUCGGCGGCGGCCCCCCGCGCUUCCUGCUGGACCUCAGGCACUAUCUGGAAUUUGGCCCAGAGACUUCCAUGGGAGAUUAAUGUUCCUUCACCAGGAAAUUCCACUUAUUUGGAUGAUCAUGGACCUCCCCCUCGGAAGGUACUUCCUUUCCCUAGCCAAGUGGUGUACAACAGAGUUGGAAAGUGUGGGAGUAGAACUGUGGUUUUACUUUUGAGGAUCCUCUCAGAGAAACAUGGGUUCAACCUAGUCACAUCUGAUAUACAUAACAAAACUAGACUGACCAAAAGUGAACAGAUGGAACUGAUUAAAAAUAUAAGCACUGCUGAGCAACCCUAUUUAUUCACUAGACAUGUUCAUUUCCUCAACUUCUCAAGGUUUGGAGGAGAUCAGCCAGUGUACAUCAACAUUAUUAGAGAUCCGGUCAACCGAUUUUUAUCCAACUAUUUUUUUCGGCGAUUUGGAGACUGGAGAGGGGAGCAGAAUCACAUGAUCCGUACUCCAAGCAUGAGACAAGAAGAAAGAUAUCUAGACAUUAAUGUAUGUAUUCUUGAAAAUUAUCCUGAGUGUUCCAAUCCCAGGUUAUUUUACAUCAUACCAUAUUUCUGUGGACAGCAUCCAAGAUGCAGGGAGCCUGGUGAAUGGGCCCUUGAAAGAGCAAAAUUGAACGUGAAUGAAAAUUUCCUGCUUGUGGGGAUUCUGGAAGAGUUGGAGGAUGUGCUGCUUUUACUGGAAAGAUUCUUACCUCACUAUUUUAAGGAUGUGCUCAGCAUUUACAAAAACCCAGAACAUAGGAAACUUGGCAAUCUGACUGUGACAGUGAAAAAGGCCGUCCCUUCUCCAGAAGCCCUCCAGAUUCUCUACCAGCGCAUGAGAUAUGAAUAUGAAUUUUACUACUACGUCAAAGAGCAGUUCCACCUGCUAAAGCGCAAGUUUGGACUUAAAUCUCAUGUCAAUAAGCUACAUCCCAGACCAGAAUUUUUUAUUCCUUCUCCUCUGGAAACUGAAGAACCAAUAGAUGAAGAGGAGGAAGAUGAUGAAAAAUGGCUAGAGGAUAUCUAUAAAAGUUAUUGCAGGUAAAUUUAGCUGUCGUGAAAGAAGAACUAACAGCAUUGGCUUUAGCCAGGCUUGAUGGAAGCAGGUGUUUUGCAAACUUUAGUCCUUUCCAGCUGCCCUCCUUCCCUGUCUGGAUGUCUUUUGGGUAAAAAUCCUAGUUACAGUGAAUUGUACCAAACUGUAUGAUGGUUUGUGCAGGGAAGAAACAAAGACUAGGAUAAACCCAGGAGGCAGUCUAGUGACACGAGCAAAAUCCUGAGAACUAAGCUGAUACAGAGAGUAAAAAUGCCAUAAGGCCUGUUACGCAAACCAUUGUCCUUAUGUCAUUUAAAAGUGGAUAAAG